This is a messenger RNA of Poeciliopsis prolifica (blackstripe livebearer), 7538 nucleotides long. It is a transcript of the gene slc8a3, whose product is annotated as solute carrier family 8 member 3. Gene Ontology annotation, molecular function: calcium:sodium antiporter activity. Gene Ontology annotation, cellular component: axon; sarcolemma; postsynapse. Bases 295 to 3072 code for a protein of 925 amino acids. Gene Ontology annotation, biological process: cell communication; calcium ion import across plasma membrane; sodium ion transmembrane transport. Lineage: Eukaryota; Metazoa; Chordata; Actinopteri; Cyprinodontiformes; Poeciliidae. The record is from RefSeq and is a predicted model, not a curated record. The transcript has 8 exons.
CCGCACGCUCCCUCUUGUUCAUGAGGACGACACGGCAGCCUCGCGGUGGGAUCGUGGUGCGCGGAUUAUUUUAGGACCAGCUCGGCGAAAACAACAACAACAACAACAAGAAGAAGAAGAAUCAGAAGACUAAUAGUAAUAAGAAUAAAGGGGGCGGACGGGAGCUGCUGAGCUGUCUCUACAUAAACUCACUCACAUACAGAUCCAGGUGGUGGGUGGAAAAAAGAACAGACCAGUGCUGGAUCCCAGAGGGACUGUUAGUGUUGCAAGGCCCCUUAAGACGAAGAAGGGUGCAUGGAGGGUUCAAGGCCUCUCAAACUAGGGACAUCAGCCUGCCUCUGGUUGGGGCUGGUCUCUGUGGCUGUAGCUUUCCUUUGUACAGAGGCCCGGACUACUCCCAGCCCUUUACUCAGCCCCAACAAUGCCACCUGCAAGGGCAAUUCAAAAUGUCAAACAGGGAUCAUCCUCCCCAUCUGGUAUCCCGAGGAUCCGUCCAUGGGAGACAAGAUUGCUCGGGUCAUAGUCUAUUUUGUGGCCAUGAUCUACAUGUUUCUUGGUGUGUCCAUCAUUGCCGACCGUUUCAUGGCAGCCAUUGAGGUCAUCACCUCCCAAGAAAGAGAAAUUGUCAUCAAAAGGCCCAAUGGAGAAACAACGACAACCACAAUUCGGGUGUGGAAUGAAACAGUUUCCAACCUUACUCUCAUGGCCUUAGGCUCAUCUGCCCCCGAGAUUCUGCUCUCUGUGAUUGAAGUUUGCGGUCAUGAGUUCAAAUCUGGUGAACUUGGUCCAUCGACAAUUGUUGGCAGCGCAGCCUUCAACAUGUUUGUCAUCAUUGGCCUCUGUGUGUCCGUCAUUCCCCAAGGUGAAGUGCGCAAGGUCAAACACCUGAGAGUUUUCUUUGUCACUGCAGGCUGGAGUAUCUUUGCUUACAUCUGGCUCUACAUGAUCCUGGCUGUUUUUUCUCCUAAUGUAGUCCAGGUCUGGGAAGGCCUCGUCACACUAUCCUUUUUUCCCAUAUGCGUCCUACUCGCCUGGGUAGCAGACAGACGACUGCUCUUCUACAAGUUUAUGCAUAAGAAAUAUCGCACUGACAAACACAGGGGUGUGAUUAUUGAGACAGAAACAGAACGCUCCAAAGGGAUUGAGAUGGACGGCAAGAUGGUCAACUCUCACUUCAUGGAUGGAAGUGCAACCAGCAAUCUGAUUGGCUUGAUUGAGAGCAAAGAGGUAGAUGAGUCCCGUCGGGACAUGAUUCGGAUCUUAAAGGACCUAAAGCAGAAGCACCCAGAGAAAGAUCUUGAUCAGCUGGUUGAGAUGGCUAAUUACUACGCUCUCUCACAUCAGCAAAAGAGCCGUGCCUUCUACCGUAUCCAGGCCACUCGAAUGAUGACCGGCGCUGGGAAUAUCCUGAAGAAACAUGUAGCAGAACAAGCAAAGAAGAGUGCCAGUGUGCAAGAGGUGCACGUGGAGGAACCCGAAGAGUAUGUGUCUCGGAUAGCAUUUGAGCCUGCUGCCUACCAGUGCCUUGAGAACUGCGGUGCUGCCAUCCUGACUAUCACCAGAAAGGGUGGUGACAUCAACAAGACGAUCUACGUGGAUUAUAAAACAGAAGAUGGCUCGGCUAAUGCUGGAGCAGACUACGAGUUCACAGAGGGCACAGUGGUGUUCAAACCAGGGGAGAUCAUCAAAGAAAUAAGCAUUGGCAUCAUCGACGAUGACAUCUUUGAAGAGGACGAGCACUUCUUUGUGCGUCUCAAUAAUCUUCGGGUCUUGGAAACUGAAGACGAGGUGUUGUCUGCCAACAGUCUCCCAUACCCAAAGGCCACCCUAGGAUUUCCCACUGUGGCUACGGUGACUAUACUGGAUGACGAUCAUUCAGGCAUUUUCACCUUUGAGAGUAGCUCAGUUCACGUCAGUGAAAGCAUCGGCAUUAUGGAAGUGAAAGUGCUGAGGACUUCUGGAGCAAGGGGAACUGUCAUUGUGCCUUAUCGCACAGUGGAGGGACUUGCCAAAGGCGGAGGGGAGGACUUUGAAGACACCUAUGGAGAACUUGAGUUCAAAAACGACGAGACCUGCAAGUUUGUUCACGUGAAAAUUAUUGACGAUGAGGAGUAUGAGAAAAACAAGAACUUCUUCCUGGAGCUGGCUGAGCCUCGCAUGGUAGACAUGAGUCUGCAGAAAGCCCUGUUGUUAGCUGAUGACGUGCCAGAUAGGAAGCUCACGUCUGACGAGGAGGAAGCCAAGCGGAUCGCCGAAAUGGGAAAGCCGGUGCUGGGGGAGCACCCGCGGCUGGAGGUCAUCAUCGAAGAGUCGUACGAGUUCAAGAGCACAGUGGACAAGCUGAUCAAGAAGACCAACCUGGCUCUGGUGGUGGGAACAAACUCCUGGAGAGAGCAGUUCAUGGAGGCCAUUACUGUCAGUGCAGAUGAGGACGAGGACGACACGGGCGAAGAGCGCCUCCCGUCCUGCUUCGACUACGUCAUGCACUUCCUCACCGUCUUCUGGAAGGUCCUGUUCGCGUGCGUCCCCCCCACGGACUACCUGAACGGCUGGGCGUGCUUCGUCGUGUCCAUCGUCAUCAUCGGCCUGCUCACGGCCGUCAUCGGCGACCUGGCCUCCCACUUUGGCUGCACCAUCGGCCUCAAGGACUCGGUCACGGCGGUGGUGUUUGUCGCUCUCGGCACGUCCGUCCCAGAUACCUUCGCCAGUAAGGUGGCUGCCGUCCAGGACACCUACGCGGACGCUUCCAUAGGGAACGUGACCGGCAGCAACGCCGUUAACGUCUUCCUGGGCAUCGGCAUGGCCUGGUCCGUGGCCGCCAUUUACUGGCACAUGAAAGGGAAGCCGUUUGUGGUGGAGGCCGGCUCGCUGGCCUUCUCCGUCACCCUCUUCACCAUCUUCGCCUUCCUGGCUGUGUCGGUGCUGCUCUACCGGCGCCGGGCCCACAUCGGAGGGGAACUGGGCGGCCCGCGAGGACACAGACUGGCCACGUCGGCCAUCUUUUUCGGCCUCUGGUUUCUCUAUAUCCUCUUCUCCAGUCUAGAAGCCUACUGUCAUAUAGAAGGCUUCUGAGCAGAUUGAGAACUCCCGACGAAGAAAAGCAAAGACUGGAAAUUGGGUCAAUCUUAAUGCUAGGAACGUUUUUGGUUUUUUUUUCUAAGAUAUGUCGUCUGCUCUCUCCUUCUCCACCUUUCCCUAAAGAAACCUCGUAGGCGCGCAUUCUGCCCUCUAAUGCCAAAAGGCCCGAACUGCAGCUUGCAUCUGGGUUUUACUUCCCAGCAUGCCCCCCCAAAGGAUUGCCGAGGAGGUCAUGCAUUCUGCUGUUAACCUGGAGAGAGCAGACUUAAUCAGAGGUUUAUAUUUUUCUCAAAACAGGACAAAAAAAAAGACUUUUUAAAAGAAACAUAUUUUGGGGAUAAAAAUGCAAAAACUAAUGCAACAAAAAUAAACAAGAGACCCAGUCACAUAGAGGAAAUAAAGAACUAUUUUCUGAUUUGAAAAAAAAAGUAAUAAUAAUGACAUUACAGCUGAAAAGGAAAAUACGAUGUGGAGCGAAAGAGGGGUGGGUUGAUAGUAUUUAUUUUAUUUGCGUCCUUUCCUAAAAGGAGCUCUGUCAGGAAUCCCGCAAUCAGGAAGAGGAACAAGAGGCGACAGCUCACACCGCCGGACGAAUCACGACUCAAGCAGGAGAACGUGAGGGUGGGAGGAAUGCGAACACGGUCAAACUGCCCUGAACAUUACUUCCUUACUCUAAUUGUAUCUAUAUAUAAUAUAUUUCCAUAUUUUCUGUAUAUUUUCAAUAUUUGUUUAAAUGUGGUCCUCUUCUGCUCCGACAGAGGAUCGCCGCGGCGCAGCGGGAGGAGGCCGGGAUGAGGGAGGGCAGGGUCAAACUAUAUAUAUCUGAGGAUGUCUUCACCUUUCUAAGAGUGAUGUAUCUUGCCUAUAGGUGAACGAGUAUGACAUUGUAUUUUGUUUAUUUACCGAUAUCUUGGUCUCACUUGACUUUUCACCGUUUUUUUCGAUCGGAAAUCCGAUAAAAAAGAAGAAGAUAAACGACUAAAUUUGUUGCUGCAGAAAUAAAUUCAGAGGUAUUUUUGUACUCUUCCUUCCAUGCACUUUGCUGUAUAGUUCUACUUCUGGAGACUUCUUCUUCUUCUCCUUCUUCUUCUUGUACAUGUGCAAAAGGCUAACGGUCAAAAUGGUCGCGAUGAACUGAACGGUGCCUGUGGAGGGAGAGGUGUUUGCUGCAGCUACCCCACACCAAUCAGUCAGCCUCUUGGUUUAGUCAGAGAAACCCCAUUCUCUGCAUGAGGAUGGAUUAAUUGAUAUACAUUUAGUAUCUGUGUCCAAUUACUGACACUCGUGAUUUGUGCGUCACUUUGUCUUGGGUCUCUUGGCUGGUUUUCAGACUCAAAACGUGUUCGUUAUCACUUUUUUGUUCUACACUGUAAAAGCACAACAUCUUCCCAUGUAUUUUUGGUGUAUUUAUAGUGCAAAUAUCUGAGUUGAAAUAAGACAAAGAAUAAGACAAAAAAAACUAAGUGAUAAGUAACUUUCCAGCAGGAAAUAGGAGUUUGUUUGAGGUAAAUAAUUUCUAAAUAUUUAUUAAAAAAAAAAAAAAAGUACUUCCACUGGGAGAUUGUUUCACUGAUGACAAGACAUUUUCCCAUAUAAGUGAAAUAAUUUGCCACGUUUUCAUUAAUAUUAAGAAAUGAUUGAUGAAAACAAUCUCCAAUAUCUUAAUGAAAAGUUACUCGUCAGUCAAACGGGGCCAAAAAUAUUUGGCACGAUUUUGUGUUUUUGCAGUGUAGCUAGAGUCGGAAGUGUCACUAUUGGGCGUAGAUGAUCCGCUCUUUCUCUCAGGAGGUAAGUGGACCCAACCAGUGAGCUCUUAUGAUACCGAUCCUAAUGUACAGAUCUGGGAAACUCUGUAAUCCUGAAGUUUUCAAACAAGCAAACCAGCCUGUGUGGUAUAACAACGUGCAGUUUUGAUGCACUCCAGCACCUCACGCAUUCUCCGCCAUCCUGGAAUUUUUCUAAAUACCUUUUGAAAUAAGACAUUUAAAAAAUCGUAAACUUCUGGCAAAAAAAAAAUGGAAUCAUUCGAGAAUCUCAAUCAUAUUAUGUUCUGGAUUUAUUCCCCCUGUGAGGAACCCCAAAGAAUUAUAGCUGAAUAUGAAUUAUCCACCUUUGUAAAAGACACCUCACAAAAUUCACUGACUGAAAACCCAGGUUUAUGCAAUUUUUUUUUUCUCGGUUUCGUUGAAAGAUCGUACAUUUUUCAAUCAUUUGAAGCAUAAAUCUUUUCACGUUGUUGAGAGAGCUUCAAAUGUAUUUGUAGAAAGGAAUAACAUGAACAUGCUGUGAAAACCUACGAUCAUCUGUAAGACUUAUUUCUAAACAUUUAUUCAUUUUCACAAUGACAAUAUUGAUGUUAAAAUAGUGGAAUGUCACAUUUUCAGCUCAACAAGAAAAAGAAAUUGUCAGCUUGAAACAAAUGGAAAAAAGUCUCAGUCAGUACUUUGUGGUAUUUCAAAAUUACCUAUGAAAUACAAAUAGUAUCAUUAAUCAAUCAGGUUCAGAGCACAUAUCGGUAAAUUUUAUACAGGGCAGGGGAAAAUAAAUACUUUUUAAAUUAAAUUCUGCCUACCUCAUCAAACUUUUCCAAAUAGGCAUUUUAAAGGUGACUAAACCUUAUUAGUACACAACAAAUCUCUCUUCCAACCAGGAAAUUAGACUAGUGUUGCUAUUUGUUUUAGAAAUACAGAAUAAUGAGUGAAUCCAAAUUUCUAUACGGUUUAAGUUGUUAGUUUUGGAAAUCCUGAGGUCUUCAACUGGUAAAUUAAAUAGUAUUGUGUCAUGGUGGUGCUAAUUUCAUUCUAAAGUAAAACAACUGGGUCAACGUCAUCAAAACUAGUGAUUUCUGUUCUGAUUUUUAUUUUAAUUUUUUUUGCCAGAUGUUGUAGAAGCCCUAUGCAUGCUUACGGUUGCAAAAGUACAAUAUUUCUCAUGGAAAAAUAUUUGACUGAGACUUGGGUGGGAAAAUUCUCAACACAAGCAUCUGGUAAUUUCACCAAAAGCACCAAAUAAUCCAGAAUAUUCAGUUAUUUAAACUGUCUCUGGAGAUUAUCGCUUACAAUGGAUUUAUGCAAUGAAGGCAUCUCGCUGUUUUCCCAAAAUAUUCAAAUCCUAAUUUUCACAAAAAAAAAAAAAAAACCUCCACAAUAUCUUCUCUGUUGUGAUCUCUGACCGAAACGCUUGGUGUCAGGUCAGGUCACGUCAGGUCAGCGUCCAGGGCUGCUGGUGGAGGUGCUGCAGGUAGCUCUGGUUUCAGAUCCAAAGGUCGACAUAAAUCCACGUUCUGUACAGAAUCUUCAGUGUGUCUCCACAGAAACACACACACACACACACUCUAGGGGUCACUGUAACGUCACAUUUCACCCACAGAGUGUCAAUUUUUUUUUUAUUUGUUAUAAAUUUGCAAUUAAGGAAGUGUGUCAUAUCUACAUUCUGUGACUAUUUAUCAUAUAUUUAGUUGUACUUUGUAGCUAAAAUGUCAGCCGGUGCGUAUGUGUGUGUGUAUGCGAACACACAGCAUAUCCGAAGGAACCCACCUUUCUGUUUUGCUUUCUUUUCUUUCCCUCUCAGCCAGUGGGAUUGAAGGGAAACAUCACUGUGCAGUAACUGGACUUGUGGUUCUCAUGGGAAACUGAAAGGUUCAAUAGUAGUGGGGAGGGAGGAGUUAUAAUACUGUUGUUUUAAUUGUUUUUCCUUUCUUGUGUGUGUGCGUGCGUGCGUGUGUAUGCGUGUGCGUGCGCAUGUGUAAAAGAAGAGGGGCACAUUUUAUUGGAUGAGUAUGUUUUUUUUUUGUUUUGUUUUUGGCCUGCUAUGAGAUGUCAAAAUAAUAAUAACAAUAAUAAUAACAAUAAAAAAAAAAGUAAAAUCCAAAAGCAGAUCAUUUGUUCUUAUUUUGCAAAAUUGAACCAGUUGUUCUGGUUCACUCUCACCUUCACUAAUUAAUCUUGUCACAUCUGCUGUCUGAAUUAAAGAUAAAAUAUUAUAAUAAAAUAUCUGUGUCAGGCAUUUUGGCUCACCGCCCAGGGUGCCAAAGGCUCAUGGGGGCGCCAGGAAGCGAACGAACAGAUCAGUCACACCCAGAAAAAAUUUAGCUUACCAUAGCUUACAGUAAAAUUGUGGAGAAAAAAAAGAAAAAACAGUGUCCAAAUUAAAUACAAAACUUUUAGGAUGUUUUAUCUAAAAUCAAACAUCUUAAUUUAAUGAUGUGCAUAAAAACAUGAUUUGAGCAGAUGUCUGUUGAUACUAUCCAAAUCAAAUCCAUUUUGUUGCUAAUUUUUUACCUGUUCAAGUCUGUCACCAAAGCACCGCCCCCUACUAUGUAUAUGAUCUAAAGUUGCUUACUUUUACUCCUAACAAAACAAUUUCUCAAGUAGUUAAACUGGCUUUUGAACUGCAGUUCUGAAAGUGAUUGCGUUUGUUUAAUCAGUUGAAAGAAAAAUAAAAGACAUGACAAUUUUGGA